Messenger RNA from Oncorhynchus kisutch (coho salmon), 4359 nucleotides. Its product is annotated as neural proliferation differentiation and control protein 1-like. NCBI's taxonomy places the organism in Eukaryota, Metazoa, Chordata, Actinopteri, Salmoniformes, Salmonidae. The transcript is spliced from 9 exons. The record is from RefSeq and is a predicted model, not a curated record. The coding region runs from base 370 to 1362 and encodes 330 amino acids. Gene Ontology annotation, cellular component: membrane.
UGCCUGUAAUUGCGGCUAUGCGUACGGCACAACGGAUUAGGAGAGCGUCGUGACGACAUCUUCUACGUACCGCUCUCACCAAAGACCGACAGCUCAGCAAUAACAGCCCUCACCGUCGUUUCUUCAAGCUUCACCCAAUAUAGCGCUCAACUCAAUGGGAUCCUGCGCAAAACACAGAGGAGACGGCAUCGUUCACCAUCGCUCUAUUACCGAAUCUGAUAACUGCAACUGAGCGCUACUCCGCACUCGGACUACAUAUAUACAGAACUGAACACAUUUCCUGAGCUUCCUUCUGUAGUAAGGGGAUGGGGGUAUGACCGACCCCCGACUCCCAACUCUGUUCUAUCAGUUGUAGGAGCGCUUUGCAGCAUGCUAUCGCCGAGAAGAGGGGUCGAUCACAGGCCCGCCGCUACGAUUCUAACCCAUGUUGCUGUCAUUGCAAUCUUCGUUUCUAUGAGCGCUUGCAUGCCAGGGUCUUCUUCCGUAUGCCCACGUAGCCUGGACUGUGCCCGAGCAAGGAGGCAUUUCUGCCAGCCGGGCAGCUCACACUGUGGCCCCUGCCUCACCCCGCUGGUAGAGAACUCACAUGGCAGAUGCAUAGUGAAGAGGAGGCCCAGUCACGCCCCUCAUUUUGGCAAAGUGACCACUUUCCCUGAAGUGGACGAGGAGAUAGACUUCCUGUCCACCAUCAUCAGCCAACAGGAGACUGAAUCAGGUUUCAGGCAUCCAGCUUCUUCCUUUCAGGAUGUUCCUAAAGUCAAGGAGGAGGAGGAUGACAGAUCAAUGAUCCUCACCCAACGGCCUACCACAGAGCAGCCUACUACACACGGCGCCACUACAGCCCCUCCACCCACCUCUAUCACUACAGCCAACACCACCACUACCAGCCACUCCACAGCAGUACGCAGCGGUCCCCUGAUCAUCCCUUACGCCUCCAACAGCCGAGUGUUUAUCAUCAUGACCAGUGUGUUUUUGGUUGUGGGGUCUGUUGCCUUGCUCUUGGCUGCUGUCUGUUGGAUCAGGUUGCAGAGAGGUGUGCGGCUGGCUCAGAAGAUCGACUACCCAGCGUAUGGGGGGAUGGGGCCCCAUUCCUAUGACAAUGAUGUGCAGCUUGGGGAUAGGAGGCUGGCUCAGAGUGCCCAGAUGUACCACUACCAACACCAGAAACAGCAGAUGCUCUGCCUGGAGAAACACAGGGAUGAACCCAAGGUGCCUGACUCCGGGGCCACGUCAGAUGAGGAGAAUGAGGAUGGGGAUUUCACGGUAUACGAGUGCCCUGGACUGGCCCCGACAGGAGAGAUGGAGGUGAAGAAUCCUUUGUUUGAUGACUCUACCCUUUACCUUCAGAGGAGCCACAAGUAACCCUGACAACUCUGGACAUUCUGAUAUGCACCUAUAAAACAUACCACCCUACAUGUACAGGAAGAUCAAAUCAUACUCACUCCCUUGCACACCUACAAACACACAUCAGGUUACUCUGUCUGACCUUUUGACCUGUCCCACAUGAUACACUACUUACACUGAAGGGCUGGGGACGAGGAGGAGGAGGAGGACUGUAUGAACAUUAUAUCUGAAUGACCGACUGACGUGAAUCUCCUCUUGAAACAGACUGAUAUCUGGGACCAAUGACGUCUCACACUCUCAGAAAACCUACAUGAUCUUUAAGCUUUCCGUCUGGCCUAUCAUAACCAUGCCUUGUUUUGUUGUAUGUUAACUCUGUUAUCUCUUGUGGAUUUGAUUCUGUAAUAUCCUCUGUUUUUUCUGUCAAACAUGUGCACAACCAACUAACUGACUGCGAGAUUAGCGUGUAUGAUGAUGGAUACUAUUCUCCAUGUUCUGCAAGAUUCUAUACCUGAACUUUUCCAACAAGAAAUGAACACGAAAAUUAUUGUUUUUCGUGUUCUGUUGAAAAAUGUUCUACGGUGUGCACUAAUGAAUACUACCUUGUUUCAUACGACAGAUACCGACAGAAAGGAUCAGGAAGAGAGCAGAGAAGAACUACAUUGAAAAAAUAAAUAUGUUAUGGGUCUGUGGGUGUAUGAUUUAUUACAUUACACAAUCUGUGGAGACUAACUUUGAUACAUCAUACUUUUGAAUGUUACCCAGACCAUGACUUCCAGUGAACUAUACAGGCCAAUGUCCAAACCACAAACCUUUAGUAAUAGUGAACAGGAAGAUUGUGUUGGAGGCACACACUUUGUGCAGAAUGUGAAAUUGAAUAACCAAUCCAGAUACACGUUUCCUAAAUCAUAGACUGCAGUAUGACCCAGACUCCUGGACUAAAAAGCAUUGAUAAUCUCAGUUGAAAAUUCAGUUGAGGAAUAGGAUUAAUCUGGGUCUGGGAACUGGUCCUAUAAAUCAUUCUGGAACUGCAGAUGUUAGGCCAUAUGCCUUUGAAACAGAGCUGGAGCACAGUGGGAAUAUGCCAAUUUAUCAAGCUGUCAAUAGUAAUCAUUGGCAGACUAAAUAUCUGUGUCCCAAAUAACACCCUAUUCUCUACAUGGUGCCCUUCUUUUGCCAGCGCAUUAUCGACCCCGGUCAGAAGUAGUGCACUACAGUAUGUGGAGUAUAUGGUGCCAUUAAUGACGCAUUCCGAAGAUCUGGAUCAACUCAUCUUUGACUUUCUUCAUUACCAAAACGUUUUUUUUGUUUUUUUCUUACAUACAAAGGUGAUUUUAAUGUUUCAUAAAUGUACACAUGCAGUAUGUAUGGUAAACCUUUACGCUUUGUUAUGUAGCCAUUAUAGUCUCAGUAUCAAUGGUCCCUCUAUGCAUGACUUGAUGAUGCUGUGCUCUGCUGAAAAAGGGAUACAAUUCAAUAUGCAUUUAUGAUCCUUACAAGUUUCUUGUGUAAACUUGCUUAUGAUGAUAUUUAAAUAACUUGAAUGAUUUCAAAGGAAUUUGGAACUUCUUUACAGAACUCUGAAACAGAGCAACCCACUAUGUACAUUCAUAUACACAGUGCUUGACUUGGGCAGGAGCUUGCCGGAGUACCGGCACCUCAACUGCUUGAGCUCCUGUUCCUCUUAUAUAGAAUAUUAGCUCAAAAGUAUUGUGUAGCUCCUGCAUCUAAAUAUAAACAGUACCGGCACCCAGAAUGAGUACCGGAACAUAUUUCAGUCCAAGUCAAGCACUGAAUAUACGGUAUCAAACAAACAUGGCUUGUCCCAUGAUUUGUGAUGUUAUUUAUGUAAAUAGCCACGGAUGUGUACUGUACAGAGAGAUGGCAACCUGGCUCUAAUGAUGUAUUUGUACACAUUAUUAUUCUAUAUUUCUGAUUGCUGUGUCAAAUAAACCUUUUUUUCUUUAGCCUAGUGUGCCUCCAAAAUGGCACCCUAUUCCGUAUAUAGGGCAUUGCUUUUGACGAAAGCCCUAUAGUUUUUGGUCAAAUGUAGUGCACUAUAUAGGGAAUAGGGUGCCAUUUUGGAUGUACAUUAGAGUCUGUUCAGAAGUUGCCUAUUGCGGUUAUCUCUCAGGAAAGCGUGUUGUUAUUAGCUCUUUUAUUUACUUAGGACAACUCCACACAACUAUAUUUCGGUAUUUGUUUCAUUAGUCCAUUGUUGAUAUAGUCCCAAAAUAUUUUGCAUUUCAGCAAUCAAUUUUCAAAAUGCAUAUAAAUACAGCUGGUAUGAUGCAUCGAGCAUCACAUGAUGAUGCGUUUUGGAUCAUGAUGCAAAAUGCGUCAUACUGGCUAUAUUUCUGUAUAGUUGUAUAUAUAUAGAAGUUGUAUAUCUUCAUUGCUGACAUACAAAACAUUUUGGGACUAUAUCAACCAUGGACUAAUGAAACAAAAACAAGAGUUUUCAGGUGGAAUUUUCAUAUAACUGUUCCCCUAACUCUCUGCCUCCACUCUCUCUGAAGAACAGUGAAGUGGUCGGACACAUACAGUAAUGUGAUGCUCUUUGGGUGCAGAUGAUUUGAUUUUCCUUUUUGGUCCUCAAGAACAAUGUAUGUGAGACAGAAUGGACCCAUUCAUUGACCUAGAUUACUGGUAAAGAUGAACAUCAAACUUAAACCUUCUUUGGCUGUUACCAUAUAGUUACCAUAUACCUACAUCAAUAUUGUCCCCUAGGGUUGCAAAAUGCAAAUAACAUUUCCCAAGUUUUCCAGAAAUGUUAGUUUGAUGGAUUGAAAGUUGCUCUUUGUUUUCUCUCAUGAAUGUGAAUGGUUAUAAAUCUCCAGGACUCCCCUUUUAAACAGUUAAACCACCCUCUCUAAAUAACGACACACCAGAUGAAUUAACACACCAACCCUGAGAGAUGACCGACCUCUUUUACUACUACUGGAUUUGCUGGACAUGAUGCAUGUAAACAUUUCAGAGAUGAACAUUGGAAAAUAAAUAUUUAUAUCUUCACUGCAA